GAGCUCGCUCCAAAUGGCCUCAGACCUCGGCGAAAUGAUGUAAGACAUCCCCCAAGGGUUCCAUCUCCACCGUCAAGCUCCAACAGCUCUUGUGAUUGGCUGGAACUCUAAACCUCAUCCCACCCGUUCGUUAUCCCCAGCUCAGCCCAGCCGUGUCUGCUUUCUUUGAAGCCGAACUGCGCCGCAUCUUCAAUCUCGCCAUUCGAAAUCCGCGGGAACGUCAGGAGCUUGAGUUCGGCCAUCUAUCGAAGCUCCUCUCUCCCUCCCUCUCUUCGUGGUUCAUCUGCCGGAGGGCACCGCACCCUCAGGAAAGCAACACCGAAAACCAUCCUCGAUAUCCUCGCCGCCUCUCAUAACCCUCACACAUCGCAUCUCGACCCCCGAUUCCCGACCCCGGCCCCGACCCCGACCCCGAAGCCAACCUCGAUCCCAAGCCACCUCACGCUUUCCGCUCGUCAGAGCAGGCAUCUCUCGAAAAUGAGGUCCACAGCAACAAUACUCCAACAGUCAAUGCUGUCCCGCGUAGUCUCAGAGUACUCCCGCGAAGCAAAGCCCACCGCCGCCUCCAAAGCCGCCAAAGCUCCCCCAAGCGCCGUCCGCAAUUGGCCCCUAUACUCUGACAAACCGCAACGCGCCAACACAAUCUCGCUCAGUCCGCGAGAACUCUAUAAGCGCAUUGGGAAAUGCCUCGCCUUUGGCUGCGAUCCAGACCAGACCCAACGCGCGGCCAGCCUCCUGAGGACCAUUAACAACGACUGGCGUAAUCUCCACGCAGUCUCCCAGGGCUUCUACGACCCCAAGAACUCGGCAUACACUAUCCGACUACGAGAUGGCGAGCCGAGUCAUCGUCCAUGGCUGGGUAUAUCUCAAGUGUCUACCUUGACACAAGUCGCCGAGCAGUCAAUCGCCCGUUUUCUUGACCGCGUUCUCGAGACAGCAGAUCCCCAAGAUAGACUAGAGUGGGAGCGUCUUCGCGACAACCAAACCAGGAACGAGACACUGGCAACCAUACAAUGCCAACGCGGAUCGUCACCGCAAACCCGCACCUUCUCGGCACUCUUGCUCGAGCCGCAAGUUAUCAGCGCCUACGCAAGGCUACUGUCCACCGAUUACGAAGAAAGGUAUACCUUUUGUUUCAAGGUUGUGAUAUAUUCACACCAGCGCUUCGCCAAGAUAGCCGACCUGAAUAUGGAGCUGAAGACCUACACCCAUGACAAAAAACCGCUACCCUGGCUCAGCCGUGAACUGAAGCGGGUGGCUGACUUGACCAGCACCGACGCGGAGCGAAACGCCGCAUAUAUAGAUGCAAAAUAUAUCGGAAAUAUGGUCAGUAGUCUGGAAUUGGGUACAUGGAAAAGACCCGACGCCAAGGAGGACUUUGGCAGCGCCGCGCCCUAGCGAGGUAUGGCUAUG
Molecule: messenger RNA, 1413 nt
Organism: Colletotrichum acutatum
Lineage: Eukaryota; Fungi; Ascomycota; Sordariomycetes; Glomerellales; Glomerellaceae
Exons: 3
Coding region: 478-1398 (306 amino acids)
Source: RefSeq, a predicted model, not a curated record